Molecule: messenger RNA, 1557 nt
Organism: Galeopterus variegatus (Sunda flying lemur)
Lineage: Eukaryota; Metazoa; Chordata; Mammalia; Dermoptera; Cynocephalidae
Gene: ABRACL
Product: ABRA C-terminal like
Exons: 2
Coding region: 908-1153 (81 amino acids)
Biological process (GO): regulation of actin filament-based process
Source: RefSeq, a predicted model, not a curated record
GUGUUCAAGAGAGGAGGAGGCUGGAACGGUGGGCAGAACCCAGCACAUGGAGGACUUGGUGAGCCACGGUAAGUCUCAGCUCCUGUUACGUUCUGAACUCCUCCUUAUCCGAAGAUGAAUGGUCUACACCACCAGCUCUUCACUGCAGUCAGAUUUACUGGGCACUGCCCAGAGAAGGACAUGGUGCCCCUGCAUGUGACCCAGAAGUUUUCACUGCAUUGACCUGAGGGUAUUAAAAUUGCCUUUGUAUCUGUCUGCCUCUCCCACUAGACUGGAGGCUCCUAAAAAGCAGGGAGUAUGUCACUUUAUCUUGGUGUCCUCCUAGCUCAGGGCCUGCCUCAAACGUGCUACAGUUUUCUCCUUGCUUCCAUGCUUUUGCUUAUGUCCUUCCUCAGAAACACCCUUUCCCACUUGCCUGCCUGGCCCACUCUUCCCAGUGACCUCCACAAAGCUUCCUGUAGAUUCUUUCUUUGUGUUCCUAUAAUGCCUUGGACCCACCUCUCAAAGAGUGCUGUCACAUUGCUAUUCAUUCCAGGCCUUUCUUUGCCUUUGGAAGGUGAGCUCCUUAAGGGCAGAUCCUGUAGUACUCACCUUUUGUAUUUUUGGUACCUUUCAGGGCACCAUGAAGAGGGCCUGCUUAGAGUUAAUAGUGGGUGCAAAGAGAACGGCGGCCUUCUCGCCGGCAGACUGAGAACAGGAGUGGGGGCAGCUGAGAGGGGCAGUUAUAGAGGCAGAGGGAAAAUGGGGAUACUUUAGUGCCAUAUAUAUCAGCGAAGUAUUUUUAGGAAGAAAGAGUAAAUUAAUAGGGAAAAAUGCUACAUGAAAAAAGAAAGGACCCUUGGAUUUGGACGUGCUUACUGGAAUGUCGAAAUGAUAAUAAUAAAGGAUUUUUCUUUCUCAGACAGCAAUGAAUGUGGAUCAUGAGGUUAACCUCUUAGUGGAGGAAAUACAUCGUUUGGGUUCAAAAAAUGCUGAUGGAAAGUUAAGUGUGAAAUUUGGGGUCCUCUUCCGAGAUGACAAAUGUGCCAACCUCUUUGAAGCAUUGGUAGGAACUCUCAAAGCUGCAAAACGAAGGAAGAUUGUUACGUACCCAGGAGAGCUACUUUUGCAAGGUGUUCAUGAUGAUGUUGACAUUAUUUUGCUGCAAGAUUAAUGUGGUUUACAUAUCUUUGUGUAUUGCUAUUUUUUGUUUCUGGUAAACUGGAAUGUUAAAUCAGAGGACAAACAUAUGAGCAUACUUAAUGUAUUUUUAUAGAACUUUGUAAACAAAAGGAGAUUCAUAUUUUAGAAGUCUGUCCUUUUUUAUAUCAUGAAAGAAAAUUUAUGUAUUACACUGAAUGAACAAAACUUAUUAUUUUUCUCAGGAAUCUCUCUGGGAACUGUAGGCAAUGAGGCUUUCUUUGGUGGGGUAGGGAAGUGUUUGUUUCAUAAAUUAUUCUUAGACACUUUCUAGAGAUAUUUGUCAUUCUGUGAAAGCAAGAAGCAACUGAAGACCGACUCCCCACAAGGAAUAUUACAAUGUUUAUGUAAUAAAGACAUGCAACUGUCUUAAAAUUG